This is a messenger RNA of Lutra lutra (Eurasian river otter), 948 nucleotides long. RefSeq lists its product as uncharacterized. Bases 181 to 873 code for a protein of 230 amino acids. Lineage: Eukaryota; Metazoa; Chordata; Mammalia; Carnivora; Mustelidae. The transcript is spliced from 3 exons. The record is from RefSeq and is a predicted model, not a curated record.
UGGAAGUGGCCUGUUAGGAGAGAAGGCAUCGGCUGCCUGAUGGCACAGGGGAUAGCAAGCAUCCGCAGAAGGUGGAUCAUCUGUCUUCAUGGAUCUUUUAAUGUUGACUGGAACAUUUCCCCUUCCUGAUUGAAAUUUCCUACUGCUAUGAAGACUAUUUGCCUUUCUCUACUCUUCUAAAUGCUUGACUACUUCUACAUGGCCCUUGGUCAAUCUGAAUUGAAACACUCUUUUCUCAAAGUGUUGGGCCUCUUCUUUAGUUAUUUGGCCUGGGCUUUGGGCAUUAGCCUAGCCAGCAGCAGAUCCUGGCGGGUAUGGGAGUUUAACAGCAACGUUGUUCCCAUUGUGUUCAUUGGACUUUGGGAAGUUUUCUAUUUUCAAAGAUUUAACAUCUCUGGCUCCAUUGUUGAGUUGCCCAUGCGUAACAGGAUGAAUGAUAGCUGGGUCAUUUCAGAUGAAAUCUGGUAUGGGCAGGACCUGAUACUAUUAGCGAAUUUUAUGAAGUCAGUAGUCCUGAUUUUUGGCUCAAUGGCACUUUUAGUGUGCUGGAUCCAUGUCCCACACCCAGAUUUCCUUCGAUCGUGUUACAACAUCUCUGCCUUCUUCCUUGUCUUCAGCAGUAGUUGUACUAUGAUUACAGUGAGCUGGAAUUUUGCUGUGGAUUUUUAUGGCCAAAGCACCCUUGAAUUCCCACUUAGCUUUCCCAUUGGAAAAGCAAUGCUAAUAAGGAAACACUUCUCCUAUGUGUUCCCACUAGGAGUUACAACUGCCACCCUAUCGCUAUUAAGUGCUGCCAUGUUCUUCUGUGAAACAUUUUCCAUGAAACAGUGGAGUCAAGUGAAACCCAUGGCUGUGAGCAAAUGUCCAAAAUGAAUGAUCUGAAUGAAGGGCCUACUCUUGUAAUGGCUGUCAGCGUUUUUUUUAAAAGAAAUAUCCUACCUACAUAUA